AUGAUACUUGACCGACACCAGGCCACUGAUGAAACCAGUCCGAAACCCGCCUCCCAAUACGGAUGGACCUGUUUGUCUGUACAGCUCUUUUGGCUCCGAUUCUCUGUGGUGAACCUGUACAAGGUGCUCGCCAAGGAGGAAUCUUCCCCACAAACCAAGGAAGCUUCCCCCCAAACACAAAGCAGGCGCUUGGAGAUGCUCCCUUGGGAGAAAGUAUUCUUGGCUAGCAGGUACAAGCCGCCUGCCAAGGUGGAAAUUGAAUCCAGCCCAGCGAGUAGUUCCUAA
Puccinia graminis f. sp. tritici CRL 75-36-700-3 is the source of this 285-nucleotide messenger RNA. RefSeq lists its product as uncharacterized. The transcript is spliced from 2 exons. The record is from RefSeq and is a predicted model, not a curated record. NCBI's taxonomy places the organism in Eukaryota, Fungi, Basidiomycota, Pucciniomycetes, Pucciniales, Pucciniaceae. Bases 1 to 285 code for a protein of 94 amino acids.